Molecule: messenger RNA, 1075 nt
Organism: Sclerotinia trifoliorum
Lineage: Eukaryota; Fungi; Ascomycota; Leotiomycetes; Helotiales; Sclerotiniaceae
Source: the annotation of a GenBank genome assembly
AUGUCUGGUCCUGGACAAUGAAACAGAAACUAUAACAUCCCAUAAAACCCAUAGAAAUCGUGCUAAUAGAUGACGGUGUAAAUUUACUCGAGCCCAGGCUCCGCGACAAAAUAUCUGGGGGCCAAACUUUUGAUUAUGGAGACAACGGUGCUAAUCGAAUGCGACCUCAUUGGGUCUCGGAAAGAGGCCAUGGUACUGUGAUGGCGAAGAAUAUUACUCGCAUAUGUCCUAUGGCCAAAAUUUAUGUGAUUAAACUUGAAACACACUUCGAUCAUAAGGAGCAGAAGGCUAGAAUUGGAGCCAGGAGCGCUGCAGAUGUAAGAUACCGCAAUUUAUUCUCCCUUACACUAACUCCUGGGUACUAAUUGUUUUGGUUUCAACGCAGGCAAUCGAUGCCGCCGUAGAUAAAAAGGUGCAGAUAAUCUCGAUGUCGUGGACUGUCAAGCAACCUGAUAGCAAUAGCGAGGAGAAAGAGAAGUUCGACGCAGCAGUACGGAGGGCUGUGAGCGCAGGAAUUCUUCUAUUCUGUUCUGCAGCCGACAAAGGUUUGCACCAAGACAACGAUUAUCCCGCAGCAUCCAAUCCAGUCAGUAUAUUUAAAAUCGGUGCUGCAAAAGCUAACGGCAAUGUCUGGGACUGGGUACCGAGCAUAAAAAGCUUGGACUUCAUCAUUCCUGGAUACGAGGUGGCGGAGAAAGCCUCGCUCGGUGAUGAUCCGGCUAAAAGUUUCCAGCCCCAGACUGGCUCCUCCAUUGCAACUGCUUUAGGUGUUGGCCUUGCCGCUCUUGUGAUUUGCUGUGUACAACUAGCUGCAAUCCAUACGGAAAUGACCCGAGAAGUCAACAAGUUAGAUGCGCCAACUGCUUUGACCUUGCAUGAUCUUCAAAAUGUUAAAAACCAUGAGAAUAUGAAAACUGCCCUUCAAAAUAUCGGGACUAGUGUGGAAAGCGAGCAUAACUUCAUUGAAGUCUGGAAGCUGUUUGAUAGGGCAACUAAGGAUAUGAAGGGGUCAGAGAAGAUGGAACAGUUAAGAGUGAUAAUGUCGUUGGCUUCCAAGUUUAGAGUUUAUGGAUGA